Molecule: messenger RNA, 8928 nt
Organism: Cavia porcellus (domestic guinea pig)
Lineage: Eukaryota; Metazoa; Chordata; Mammalia; Rodentia; Caviidae
Gene: Setd5
Product: SET domain containing 5
Exons: 28
Coding region: 2442-6932 (1496 amino acids)
Biological process (GO): regulation of DNA-templated transcription
Cellular component (GO): Rpd3L-Expanded complex; Set3 complex
Source: RefSeq, a predicted model, not a curated record
CUUCCCCCUCCCCGCCUUCGGCUCGCUCCGCCUUUCUGUCCCCCACCCCCACCACACGGGUUCGGGCCAUUCCCGGCCAGGAAACGCCGUGGCGCCGCGUUGGGCCUAACUCGAGUCUUGCUGCUUCCCGGGAGUGCCGUGCACCGCAGCCCGGGCCCAGGCCCCGGCCGCGCCUGGGACAAGGUCUUCAGAACUACUGGUAGAUAAUUUGGGGGACUUCAUAUUCAGUGGUCUAUAUACAGGAUUCCUCAUGUCCAUAAGAUGUUGGCUGAGGCUCUACGGCUCGCCCCCACUCUCAGAGUGGUCAGUCUCCAUUAAUUGGACCCCGUGAUUUUCACUCUCUGCUGUGUGGACGUCAUGAGCAUUGCAAUCCCUCUGGGAGCCACCACACCAGAUACAUCUUACUCAGAUAUGGCUGCUGGAUCAGACUAAGAACAGCUUUAGGAAUUCAGAGUUUGUCGAAAAGCCUAAUCCCUAAAAUAGACUCAAUUCUUGAAGAAUUUAAAUGCCAAAUGACAAUGAAGAAAGGAAGUGGAAGCCCCCUACCUUUCAAGACGAAGUGGCACUACACCAGGAUGUGAAAGUCCAGCGAAAGAGACCCAAGGGGCCUAGGGGGCAGCACACCCCCAGAAGCCAAGUCUAUUCCAGGCAGUACCAGGGAUUAGGGUCUGGGCUGGAGAAAUCCUGGUGUUUUGAAUAUGUUCAGGUCCAGUUCAGACUCUUGAUCCCACAGCCACUUCUUGAGUGAGACUUGCACAUGAAGUGCAUAUGUUCAUAUUUACCCAGUUUGGAGAUGGGUAAGAUAUAACCAACAUAGCUCCAUCUCCAUGGCCAUCUUAUUUCAUGCAACUUUUCUUUUUACCGCCCCUCCUAAAAAAUCCAUUUCUAAUAAACAGCUGUCAUGUUUCACUCCAUAUGUUUAAUGGCACAAAAUCGCCUGUAUAAAAUAUGUACAACUCUCUGGAAUAUUUGUUGAUAUAGUAAUGUACCUGGUAGAUUAACUACAAAUUCAUUACUUUCUUUUAAGUGUCCAUCAUAGAAACUAAAUUCUAUUUUCAUUUUAUUAAUGCUUGUCUGCCUUUGGUUUCAUUUAGAAAACCCCACCUGUUUCCUAAUACUGAGAGCUGAUUGCCUCCCAGUGAGCCAUGUUCAGAUCAUCUUUUUCUCAAGAAUACUGACCUGCAUUCUUGAUGUAACCCCCUCCCAGAUCCCAUCUUAUAGACACUGUCAAGUAAUAAAAUGCAUGCACUUCACUAACAGAGAAUACUUUCCUGUGUCUAAAGUUCUUCUCCACCUAGAAAUUACCUUUGCUGUUAUUAAUAAGAUCCCUUGUCACAGUUUUGGAGCAUAAAACUGGGUGAGUUGGAUAUAUAUCUUAGCAUUUUCUUUUAUCCCUCACUUCUCAAUUGAUGUGCCAAAUUUAAGUGCAUACUUUUUUCUGCUGAAAAUUUGGGUAUAUUAAAGCAGGAAAAAUGUCUUAUUUUAAGCAGAGUAUGCAUUAGUUGAUUCCUUAGAAGAUCAGAAACUGAUCUCUUGAAGUUUGAGUUAUACUGGUCCUUGAAGUUUCUAAUUUGUGUAUCUCUGUUGUAGUUGAUUUGAAUUACCGAUAAUUCAUUUUCAGUUCUGUCAAUUUACACAAUUACAUUCCUUAAUUGUUUUUCAAAAUUUCCUAAAACACAACGAAGUACUAUUAAAAUUGAAGAUCUCUUUUUUUUCCCAAAAAAUUUGUAUUUUAUCUUUGGCCAUCUAUGCCUUUUUAGUACAAAGGCUUACAUUAAGUUUGUAGAUUAAGAUACAUUUGUAAAUCUUCUAUAAUAAUAAAUUGUGCUUCGGUCACUUGUUUUCCACUCAUUGAGGAUACAGAAAGAUCCUGAACCAAGUUUCUUACUGGACCUGCUUAAAAAACGGUCUUAAGUAAUUUCUUUAAAGGUAGAAUGUUACCUAUUUUCCAAAUAAAGCAUAAUGCAGAAGGUACGGGCUUUAGAGUCAGACAUGUUUUGAAUCCUGGGCUCUCAGUGUGUGACCUUGGGGAAGCCAUAAAAUCUCACCACCACAACUUCCCCUUCUGUGGAAAUGAACUGCUGUUUAUUAAGCAGAAUUAAAUGAACAAAUAAAUAUAUAAACCAAAUAAUAGGCAAUUCACUGUUACUGCUGUUAACUGUUUUGAAGUCCUAUGGUUAUUACCAUGCAGCUAUUAAAUAAUUGUUUCCUCAUAUGCUUGCAUGUCAUUGGUGGAUGAGAAAUUAUUACUCUUAACAUGUGAAAGGUGUUUGGGGGUUGGUCAGGAUGAGAGGUGUGAUAAAUAUAAGAUGCCAUUGUUUUUACCUGUACUUUCUUCAGGGUAUCCUGUCUUGGUAGUGAAUGGAAGAGGGCCUGGUCCCUGGGGCAGUGCAGAAGGCACUUUCAUCAUCUCACUCACUGCAAAUGUCAUGUGAGGUUUCAUGGAAGUAUUAAGAGAUCCAAUUAAGAAGAAUAGUUCUGAGUCUAAACCAGCCCAGAGUGGCUUCUCUAGGGGAAACUUCCCGCUCAGCUGCCCUGAAUCUGUGGAGGCUAGUCCAGCAGUUAAUGAGAAGAGCGUGUAUUCCACUCAUAAUUAUGGGACCACUCAGAGGCAUGGGUGUCGAGGACUGCCUUACGCUGAUCAUAAUUACGGAGCCCCUCCUCCUCCGACACCUCCUGCUUCUCCCCCUGUCCAGACGAUCAUCCCUCGUUCUGACCUGAAUGGCCUGCCGUCGCCCGUAGAGGAACGCUGUGGAGACAGCCCGAACUCUGAAGGAGAGACUGUUCCUACCUGGUGUCCUUGUGGUCUUUCUCAGGAUGGCUUCCUUCUCAACUGCGACAAGUGCAGGGGAAUGAGCAGGGGGAAGGUUAUUAGACUUCAUCGGCGGAAGCAGGACAACAUAUCAGGUGGGGAUAGCAGUGCAACAGAAAGCUGGGAUGAGGAGCUUUCUCCUUCCACUGUGUUGUAUACAGCAACACAGCACACACCUACAAGCAUCACCCUAACUGUUAGAAGAACCAAACCCAAAAAGCGAAAAAAGAGUCCAGAAAAGGGUCGUGCAGCACCAAAGACAAAGAAGAUCAAGGCAUUUCGAGAGGGAUCCCGGAAGUCCUUGCGGAUGAAGAAUUCGCCCUCUGAAGCACAGAAUUUAGAUGAGAAUACAACUGAGGGCUGGGAAAAUCGGAUAAGACUAUGGACUGAUCAGUAUGAAGAAGCUUUCACUAAUCAGUACAGUGCAGAUGUACAGAACGCCCUUGAACAACAUCUACAUUCUAGCAAGGAAUUUGUGGGAAAGCCUGCUAUUUUAGACACUAUUAAUAAGACUGAAUUGGCCUGUAAUAAUACAGUUAUUGGUUCACAAAUGCAGUUACAGCUGGGAAGAGUCACUCGAGUUCAAAAGCACCGAAAAAUCUUGAGAGCUGCAAGAGAUCUGGCUCUGGACACUCUUAUCAUAGAGUAUCGUGGGAAAGUCAUGUUGCGACAGCAAUUUGAAGUCAAUGGGCAUUUCUUCAAAAAACCAUAUCCCUUUGUGCUCUUCUACUCAAAAUUCAAUGGUGUAGAGAUGUGUGUGGAUGCCCGUACUUUCGGUAAUGAUGCACGGUUCAUCAGAAGAUCAUGUACACCGAAUGCAGAGGUGCGACACAUGAUUGCAGAUGGAAUGAUUCACCUGUGUAUCUAUGCUGUGUCUGCUAUCACCAAGGAUGCUGAAGUGACCAUUGCAUUUGAUUAUGAGUACAGUAACUGUAAUUAUAAAGUGGACUGUGCGUGUCACAAGGGAAACCGGAAUUGCCCUAUUCAAAAAAGAAAUCCCAAUGCUGCAGAACUGCCGCUCCCAGCUCCUCCAAGCCUACCCACCGUUGGGGCUGAGACUAGACGUAGAAAAGCACGGAGGAAAGAGCUAGAGAUGGAGCAGCAGAAUGAGGCUUCAGAGGAAAAUAGUGACCAGCAACCACAAGAAGUUCCAGAAAAAGUAAAUGUAUCCAGUGAUCAUGAGGAAAUAGACAAUCCAGAGGAAAAACCAGAAGAAGAGAAAGAAGUUACAGAAGAUGUGGAGAACCCAGCUCAUAGCAGGAGGACACGGGAGGAUAGGAAAGUUGAGGCCAUCAUUCACGCUUUUGAAAACUUAGAAAAAAGAAAGAAGCGACGGGAUCAGCCGUUGGAACAGAGCAGCUCUGACAUAGAAAUUACUACCACUUCAGAAACUCCUGUUGGAGAAGAAACAAAAACUGAAUCCCCUGAAUCUGAAGUUAGCAACGCAGCUUCAAACAUUUCCAUCCCAAGCACCCCACAGAAUAUUGGUGUGAAUACUCGGAGGUCUUCCCAAGCAGGGGAUGUUACUGCAGAAAAACCAGUCCCCAAAGCACCUCCAGCAAAGCCAUCUAGGCCCCGACCGAAGAGUCGAAUUUCUCGGUACCGGACCAGUUCAGCCCAAAGACUAAAGCGUCAGAAGCAGGCCAGUGCACAACAGGCAGAGUUGUCACAAGUUACCUUGGAAGAGGGGACAAAUAACAGCUCAGCAACUCCCACUGAAGCUGGAAGUACAGACACUUUAGGAGAAAACAGACAGUUAACAGGAUCCGACCCAACUGUGGUGUCAGUUCCGGGAUCCCAUGUCAAUCGUACUGCAUCGAAGUACCCCAAAACCAAAAAGUAUCUAGUUACAGAAUGGUUGAAUGACAAAGCAGAGAAGCAAGAGUGCCCUGUUGAGUGCCCUUUACGUAUCACCACAGACCCAACUGUACUGGCAACAACCCUGAACAUGUUACCUGGUCUUAUUCAUUCCCCGUUAAUUUGCACCACUCCCAAACACUACAUUCGCUUUGGCUCACCCUUUAUGCCUGAGAGACGUCGAAGACCCCUUUUGUCUGAUGGCACAUUCAGCUCCUGUAAAAAGCGCUGGAUAAAGCAAGCAUUGGAAGAAGGGAUGACUCAAGCAUCAUCUGUACCCCAAGAGACUAGAACUCAGCACCUAUACCAAAGUAAUGAGAAUAGUAAUUCCUCUAGUAUCUGCAAAGACAAUGCAGACUUGUUGAGCCCAUUAAAGAAAUGGAAGUCUCGCUAUCUGAUGGAACAGAACGUUACCAAGUUACUUCGACCUCUGUCUCCAGUUACACCACCCCCUCCUGGCUCAGGCUCAAAGAGCCCCCAGCUGACCACACCUGGCCAGACUCACCCAGAGGAAGAAUGUCGAAAUGGAUACAGCCUCAUGUUCUCACCAAUCACAUCUCUUACUACUGCUAGUCGCUGCAACACUCCUCUGCAGUUUGAGAACAUAUCCUCCCCUGAGAGUUCCCCUGCGCAUAGGCCCGAGUCCCUGUCACCCGAGCUUUGUCACCGAAAAGACCUGGACUUGACCAAAGUAGGCUCUCUCGAUUCCAACACUAACAGCUGUGCCGACAGACCUUCCCUGCUCCACUCGGGUCCUUCGGACCUGGCUCCGCAUCCCUCCGGUGGGCCUGCCUCAGAGACUGCAUUCACAAGCAGGAGUGGGGACGGACACCAGCCCCUCCUGAGAAACUCGGACCAGGCGUUUCGGACAGAGUUCAACUUGAUGUAUGCCUACUCCCCUUUAAACGCUAUGCCUCGAGCAGAUGGAUUGUAUAGAGGGUCUCCCCUCGUGGGGGACAGGAAACCCUUACAUUUGGACGGAGGAUAUUGUUCCCCUGCUGAAGGGUUUCCCAGCAGAUAUGAACAUGGCUUUAUGAAAGAGCUCUCUCGUGGAUCCCUGUCACCUGGUGGUGAAAGGACCUGUGAAGGAGUCCCGUCUGCCCCCCAGAACCCCCCACAGAGGAAAAAGGUAUCCCUGCUAGAGUACCGGAAACGAAAGCAGGAAGCCAAGGAGAAUUCUGCCAGUGGGGGAGCUGACUUGGCACAGCACAAAAGCAAGUCUUCAGGGGCCGGGCAAGGCAGCAGCGACACUGCUUCUGAUGCCAGUGCCCAUGGCACUCAAGGAUCCUCAGCCCGAACCCCAUCAUCCCCUCACACAAAAUUCUCCCCAUCUCAUUCUUCUCUGUCCCAUCUGGAGGCAGUAAGCCCAUCAGACUCCAGAGGCACUUCUUCAUCUCACUGCAGACCUCAAGAGAGUAUCAGCAGCAGGUGGAUGGUUCCCACAUCAGUGGAGCGACUCCGAGAAGGAGGGAGCAUUCCUAAAGUCCUCCGGAGCAGUGUGAGAGUGGCCCAAAAAGGGGAGCCCUCUCCCACAUGGGAGAGUAACAUCACAGAGAAAGACUCAGAUCCUACAGAUGGAGAAGGUCCAGACACACUGAGCUCAGCACUCUCCAAAGGAGCAACCGUUUACAGCCCUUCCAGAUACAGCUACCAGCUCCUGCAGUGUGAUAGUCCAAGGACAGAGUCACAAAGCCUCCUUCAGCAGAAUUCCUCCCCCUUUAGAGUACAUCCCACUCAGUCUCCAGGAUACAGUUAUCGAACUACUGCACUGAGACCUGGAAACCCCCCCUCCCACAGCUCUUCAGAAUCAUCCCUGUCUUCAGCAUCCUAUCCCAGCCCUGCCCACCCUGCGACCACAGACUCCUUGGCCCCAUUUACGGGGACACCAGGGUAUUACAGCAGCCAGCCACAUUCUGGAAACAGCACUGGCAGCAAUCUUCCAAGGAGGAGCUGUCAUUCUAGUGCUGCUAGCCCUACUCGGCAGGGCCCUUCGGACUCGCCAACCUCAGACUCAGUUUCUCAGUCCAGCACAGGAACUUUGGGUUCCACCUCCUUUCCUCAGAACUCUAGGUCGUCAUUGCCGUCAGACUUACGGACUAUCAGUCUGCCCAGUGCUGGGCAGUCAGCUGCCUACCAGGCCUCCAGGGUAUCUGCGGUUUCCAAUUCACAGCACUACCCACACCGCGGGAGUGGGAGUAUGCACCAGUACCGUCUCCAGCCACUGCAAGGCUCAGGAGUCAAGACUCAGACAGGACUCUCCUAGGGCUUCUGGAUAUGGGCAGCCUGAACUGAACGGGCCCAUAGCUGCUUCCCUCCAGCUGCCUCUGGAACCUCGGCGAGCAUACUGCUGGGGAGGGGCUACAAGGCACCAGAGGAUUGGGUCUGGUCGACAAGAAACAAGACUUGUGGUCGUGACUGGCCUCUGGCCUUGGAGAAAGAUGUAAAACUUGUCUGAAGCAAAGACUAUAAAGAAGUUUCUCCCUGCUGUUAAGGGUACCUUAUUGACAAGCAAAUGGUGUUUCAGUUAGUAACGGUUCUAAGUGCAAUGAGUUGUGUUGAAGCCUCUGUCUCCCAUCCUUGCCUGUAGCCAGUAGUCACUUGUGCAGUGAAGACAUCUUUUUAAAUUUUAAAGAAGUUUUUAUUUCAGAGGAAAAAAGUGAGAAAAGCCAAUCUCAAAGCCCCAAGGCAUCCAAGUAGUGUUAGGGUUUUAUGCACUUAAGGAAAAAAAUGGUAGGUAUGUAAGUGUUCAUCCUAAAAGAACCAUUCCAAAAGCAGAUGUCUGGCUAAGGUGUGUCCACCCAGAGUACUCCUUACCUUUGUCUUAAAAUCACCAGGAAAUAGGCAGGGAUAUUAAAGCUUGGAGCUUGCUCUGACUGAGGGGUACGUGGCUCUCCGAAAAAGAGCUCAUGGUCAGCUCUUCAUUACUUGGGAGCAGAUUACCUGAGAUUAACCCCCAGAUGUUAACAUCCCAUUCCUCCUUCCCACACUGUUUCACAGAUUCCAAACCCUCGGAGUAAGUAGACCAAGUGGAGUGAAAAGUGAUUCCCAGUGAAGUCAGUUACACCUUUUGGCAACAGAUUUGACAAGGAAGGAUCUCAAGUGGUCUGGGAAUUGCUAGAUUAUCUUUCCUACUCCCAGUUAAUCAGGAGUUGGAUCCCAUGAGUAGAACCGCCUCCAUGAUUGGGGAGCACAUACUGGUGACUGCAGGGUAAGGGUGGAAGGUAGGUUUGUGGAGUGGCACCGACAAGACUGUGAUUGUGCGUGGGCUUGCCCCACUUUUCUUUGGGGGGUGCUUAUGUGAGAGUGGGCCAGUGAGAGAAUUAGCAAGCCACCCACACCCUAACACUGUUCUGGAUGAGAGACGAGCAGACUGGCUUCUCCCCAUCAGUGCAUUGUGCCUGUUGUACACCCCUGGAGGUGCCCUGGAGCAAGCCCAGGCGGGGUACACAAUCUUUUUAAAUUCCAUAUGAUUGCCAGCUUAUUUCUUUCACUUGUUUACUGUAAUAUCUGGUGUGUUUUUAUUUAUCUAAUUUUGUAUUCAGUUAUAACCAUGGUAGGGUAGUAGUACAGGACAGGUGUAAUCCCGGUGCUGCAGUGGACCUGACUUCUUUUCUUUUGGACGAGAUAAUACUGUGAGUCUCCCUCCUUCUGAUUUGUUCCUUUUCUCCAGCCUCUUGUGCCCCUUUCUUUUCAACCUGUCCUACAACUAUCAUAUGCACAGUCUUCUCUCUUCGUGUGUGACUGUUACAAAAUUUCACUUUUCAAAAUUGAAAAUCAGGUGUUUGCUCAAAUGAGGAGAGGUUUUGUUUUGUUUUGUUCUGUUUUUUGUUUUGUUUUGAAAGCUGAGACCUCAGCAGAGUACUCUUUUUAUUUCCUCCACAAGCCCAUCAGUCUGGGAGAGCAUUGGGAGCGGAAAUCAUGUUGCCUGGGAUGCCGGUUUCUUUGUAUAUUAUAUAAAACGUAUGUAAAUGUCUCUCCAUUUGGGCUGGGGUUUGCAUUCUCCCCUUGGAUGUUAACCAAGGGGUGAGGCCAGCGGGCAGGCGGCCCUCACCCUGCCUGACACGCGCAGAGACCCCAGCCACUCUGUGUGGGCAGGGUGCUGUCAAGACCAGACCUCCUGGGGGGUGGGGGGGCUCUUGGAAGGAAAGAAGCGUCACUUCUUUCUCAAGUGGAGUGUUUACACCUUGCUGUAACAUUUGAACUUUCACAAGAGAUGUAAUAAUUUUGAUAAUAAAAUUCUUAACCAUGAUAAUCAUAAA